AUGUUGCUACUGUUGGGCAUGGGUAUGGUUUGCAAGAGCCGUAUGAAGGGAUCGGACUUCUGGAGGCACAAAUGGGGGAGAAUACCCACGAACGACCAAGAGCUCGUGAUCGUCCGUACCAGAUCGAACACGACUAACUGGGUGGAUAUCGCGGAUGUUCGCCGAUAUCAGCAAAAAACAUAUACAUCGGACUCUCGGAAGAGGCGUGGACCCAGGGUAUCUAGCACUUCGAGUCGAACGACUGGUGGGCGGUAG
Molecule: messenger RNA, 255 nt
Organism: Alternaria burnsii
Lineage: Eukaryota; Fungi; Ascomycota; Dothideomycetes; Pleosporales; Pleosporaceae
Exons: 2
Coding region: 1-255 (84 amino acids)
Source: RefSeq, a predicted model, not a curated record